Messenger RNA from Nematolebias whitei (Rio pearlfish), 4053 nucleotides. RefSeq names its product basonuclin 2 (gene bnc2). Gene Ontology annotation, cellular component: nucleus. Gene Ontology annotation, biological process: regulation of DNA-templated transcription. The record is from RefSeq and is a predicted model, not a curated record. NCBI's taxonomy places the organism in Eukaryota, Metazoa, Chordata, Actinopteri, Cyprinodontiformes, Rivulidae.
AGGAUGCUGCAGGCAAGGUGCUGGACCGUUGGACCAUCAUGUCCCGCGAAGAAGAGAUCAUCACCCUGCAGCAGUUCUUACGCUUUGGUGAGACCAAGUCUAUUGUGGAGCUCAUGGCUAUUCAGGAGAAGGAAGGUCAGGCAGUUACGGUUCCUUCAUCAAAGACAGACUCUGGGAUUAGAACAUUCAUAGAAAGUAAUAAUAGGACCCGCAGCCCAGGGCUGUUAACACAUCUGGAAAACAGUAGCCCAUCCAGCAUUCACCAUUUUGAAAACAUCCCCAACAGCUUAGCCUUCCUUCUACCAUUCCAGUACAUCAACCCAGCCUCUGCCCCCAUGCUUGGCUUGCCCCCAAACGGCCUCCCGUUGGAGCAGUCCGCCCUACGGCUUCGGGAGCCCAGCCUGCCAAAUCAAGGAGAACAUGUGGAGACUAGUGAAUCAGAAGUGUCUCUUUCACCUUUCCGCACAGGACAGAGUCCUAGUCGUGGAGUACUGGGAGGCCUUAACAGCACUGAGCCCAAGACAGAACCCAACAGCUGCGCAUCACCCAUCUCACCAACCCCAUCCACCCAGCAAGCUCAGCAGCAGCAACAACAGACACAACUUCAGCAAACGCAGCAAAGUCAACAGCAGAUCCAAAAUCAUUCUCAGCAGCCCAACAGCUUGAGCGAACACCAGGUCCACCACCACUUUGUCAAAGAUGAGCCAUCUAAAACAAUAACCCAUCCUUCAUUCUCUUCCAAGAUGCACAGGAUGCGCCGCAUGGGAGCCACCUCACGUAAGGGCCGUGUGUGCUGCAAUGCUUGUGGAAAAACCUUUUAUGACAAAGGCACACUGAAGAUACACUAUAAUGCUGUCCACUUGAAAAUCAAGCACCGCUGUACCAUUGAGGGAUGCAACAUGGUGUUCAGCUCACUGCGCAGCCGUAACCGCCACAGUGCCAAUCCAAAUCCACGGCUGCACAUGCCUAUGCUGCGCAACAACCGAGACAAAGACCUCAUCCGUGCAAAUUCCUCCAGUGGUACAUCUGUCAUCUCAAACAGCAAGAAUAGUGGUUUUACACUUACUAGCCCUGGACGGCCACCACUUGGAUUCACAACUCCACCAGUGGACCCCUUGCUUCAGUCACCUUUGCAGAGUCCGUUAGUGUUCCCCACAUUGAAGUCAGUGCAGCCUGUGCAGCCAGUGCCUCCAUUCUACCGAACUCUAGUUUCCCCUGCAGACCUCGUCAGUCCUCCAGUGUCAUUGCCAACCAGCCCCAUCAUGCCCUCCACUACCAACAGUACCGCCCUGAUGGACCAACAACAGCAGAUCCUGGCUGCUGUUGCUUCACAUAACAAUGUCCACUUGUCAGAGGCCCACCGCUUAUCCAGUGCUGGUGCCCAUCAGGACCUCACCACAAGCAGUACUGACCCCACACCUAAAAAGAAACCCCGUAAGUCUAGCAUGCCUGUUAAGAUUGAGAAGGAAGUGAUUGAUGUGGCCGAUGAAUAUGAGGACAAAGAUGAAGACGAUGAUGAUAACAUCCACCAUAAUAACCAUCAUCACCAGUCAACCCUUCUCCAUAACAACAUCAAAAUGAACGGUAACUGUAACGGCAACAACAGCGGAAGUGGCACUGGACACCACAGUGGUGGAAGUGGGCAGCAGUCCCCCUCCCAGGACGAGAUGAGUCCUGGUUUGGCUCUCAGAGGAAUGAUGAGACAAAGUGAAGAUGAGUGUAGGGAAGGGACUGGUAGUGAUAGCAGAGGUGGAGCUUCAGAGCUGCGAUGUAUGGACAGCUUUACCUCUGAGGAUCAGGACCACGAAAGAGACUUUGAAAAUGAGUCUGAAACAUCUGAUUCGAAGAUGUUCUACCGAGAUGAACUGAUGGAUGCGGAGGAACAACAGAAGCACAGCAGGGGUGGAAGGGGUCUGGACAAGGAGCACGAAAGUGAGGCUCAUGAAGAAGCACAUUUGAGAAAAGAACUAGAAGGGAAUGGUCAUUCGUCACCCUCCCCUCAUCACCCUCCAAUCAAGAUUAAGGAGGAGCUGAAUGAUCCAACGUAUGACAUGUUUUGCAUGAGCCAGUAUGGUCUCUAUAACGGAGGCAUGGCUGCGGCUGCCGCUGCCGCCGCGAGCAUGGCUGCUCUGCACGAGAGCUUCAUUUCUUCAAUCGGCUACGGCGCCAGCCCGCCCAAAUUCCCUUCGUCUCAUUCACCAGAAGGAGAUCCGUGUUCAAGUCCUGACCCCAAGAUCUGCUACGUUUGCAAGAAGAGCUUCAAGAGUUCGUAUAGCAUGAAACUGCACUACAAGAACGUGCACCUCAAAGAGAUGCACGUGUGCACCGUAGCUGGAUGCAACGCUGCUUUCCCGUCCCGGCGCAGUCGAGAUAGGCACAGCUCCAACAUCAACCUGCACCGAAAACUGCUGACCAAAGAGCUGGACGACAUAGUCCUUGACCCUCAACUCACGCCACUGCCUAAGGACCUGCGAGCUGAGCUGCUGGCCAAGAUCUAUGCAGGGCACCACUUCGGUUUGGACCCUAUGGCCAGGAUGGGCAUUGAAGGUGUUGGUCUCAGGCCCCCGGGCCUGAACUUCAAUGCCCAUUUCCCUCUGAGCAACAACUACCCCCAUCAUCCUUUAAACCAGGAUUUUAAGAACUAUCACUCCAAUGGCCUCUUCCGGGGCCAGCCAGACAACUAUGUGGUGCUGGACCUGAGCACCACGUCCAGUGUUCAGUCCAGCAGCAGCAUCCACUCCUCACACGAGUCAGAAGAAGGCAGCGAUGAAGGCAUCUUAUUGGAUGAUCUGAUGGAAGAGGGGGACGAGACUGAGGACGAGGGGAACAGUGAGGGAGAGGACAUCUCCCACCACGUUGAGAGGCGGGCUGAUGGAGGACAUCAAGACGAAACUGGAGAACUAAGAGAAGACGAGAGACUGGACUCAUCGUCGCCGCCGUUCCUGUUUUCACCUGCAGGGGGCGGUAAUGGCAGCAGCAGUGGGAUCCUCUGCAACAUCUGCCACAAAACGUACAGCAACAAAGGAACCCUGCGGGUGCAUUACAAGACAGUUCACCUGCGCGAGAUGCACAAGUGCAAAGUUCCUGGUUGCAACAUGGUGUUCAGCUCCGUGCGCAGCCGCAACCGACACUCUCAGAACCCAAACCUUCACAAAAACACGCCCUUCUCAACAAUACUGGACUGAAGAAGAACUCGCUGCUCCGCCUCCUGUUGGUCUGCCUACUCCCUUGUUCAGUUCACGUCAUUGUUCCUCCUCAAAAGAAACGUUGAGCCGCCAACCAGGACCAUCAGAUACGAGCUGAACGCCUGUAUGCCUCUUGCCCGACCUUUCUGAAGUCAUCACAAGACAUUUUUAUCACCAUGUAUAAAACUGAGUGUAAAUACAGUUUAUCAUCGUGUCUUUUGAGGAUGCUCGUCGGUAUGGAAUCAGCUUUAUAACAAAGCCCCAGGCAUUUUUCUCACAGGCUUCCCCGUCUUUUCAUUUUCUGCCUUAUGCCCACCUUGUGUUUACAUCCAAAGAAUCCAUUCAAACUCUUAUUUGUGACUUUGCCUGCGGAACAGUAGUACUAAAAAAAAAACGUCUUGUAUUUGUGUAAUGAUAACUUUUAAAUGGACCCCCUUACAAAAGCAUGACAACUCCAUGUGUAAAUAAUGUCCCGAGAGGCAUUUGGUGUAAGAAAUGUGUAGAUGGUUGUUUGCUUCCUUCUUUUCCUCUUUAUGGUUUUACGUUACAGAACGAUACGUCCAGUUUAAAGCGGGAAGAGGCAGCAUCUUAACACCAUGACUCAUUAUUUGAGCUUCACAGACGAGUUUCAACCGGAGUCCCAAGGAUUAAAACAACCCUGUGAAUUGCUUUUAUUGCUUGUUAGAUAUUAAUAGGUUGCCGGCAUGCUUUUUAAGCUCUUACACUGAUAUCAUUUUCUGUGUUGCUACAGAUUUUUUCUUGGCUGUUAUCUUUAUGAUUUUAGUACACCAGAUUAGUUUUUGCACUUUGCAAGUAUACAGGGGGAUGUGUAAUAUUAUUUAGAUUUUUUUUCUUUGCAAUGACAAAU